AUGUCGGACCUGUACGCCAUGAACCAGCCGGGUUCCAAUUCUGCUCGAUACCAAGAUUCUAAAGCUCAGGCCGAUGCUGCAGCUGCAGCUCAAGCAGGCAUAACCACCCCACGACAGAUCAUGGCCGCUAGAAACGCCCGCAAGGCCCAGCAAGAGGCUAGUCUUCGCCAGACACAAGAGACGGACCCAUCCCGAAGAAGACAACAGGAAGAUGUUGUUGGCGUUGCACCAGAUUCCCGGCGACAACAAACAUCUAGAAUCAACUAUACCGAUGCCGAGCCUACUGCUCGGCUACCCGCAGGUCAAAAUGUCACUAUUGGCGGCAGAGCUGAUACAAUACCGACCACUAACGGCAUAGCCUCUAGGAGCGGCAACACUACUCUGAAUCAGGGUCAGCUGCGAUCAGGCGCAGCUCAGCAAACCUACAAUCCCACACAAUCUCAGCUGCCUUCCUCCUUGCAAGCUGGUCAGCCCCCAGCUGAUGCAUCGAGGAUACAGAGGAACAGAACAGAAGCAUACGAGAAGCUCGAAAUGCCUGCUGUAGCUGAUGCAAGAGCUUCGCAACAGCAGAGAUCGAACCAACCUCAAACAAGCGGUCCUGCCCCUUCCGCACGUGCUGCCUUUCCCCAUGCCUUCGAAAGACUACAACAAAAUACAGAUGAGCUUGAAUCCAAACCGAUUGACAAGCAAAUGGCUCGGCAGAUCACUGACCUAUCAGCUGCUGGAGCCAAUCUAUUUCACGCGGUCGUUGAGCUGCAAAGGUUGAGAGCCUCUUCAGAGCGAAAGUUCCAAAGAUGGUUCUUCGAGACUCGGAAUGAGCAAGAGGCAGCCGCCGAGAAGUAUGCUGAUCUUCAAAAACAGCUUCAAGCAGAGCGCCAGAACAGACCACAAAUCAGCAACGCAACUAUGGAUUCUUUACGUGCUGAGAAGGUCAAGGCUGACGAACUUGUGCGGGAAAUGCGACGUGAGUUGCAAAUUAGCAAGGAAGAAGCACGACGAGCUUGGGAAGAGCUUGGUCGACGGGAGCAGGAAGAGCGAGAAAGAACAAUCGCUCUACGAAGUGGCGAACCAACCCUAAUCGGAGGUGUCCAGGUCUUACCUAUGCAAGGCCUCACAAGUAGACAUAACACAUCCGCCUCACAACGACCAGUAACUCGCGAUGGACCUUACCAAGGUGGUCCGAGUGCUACUUUGAUGGGUGGUCAACAACCUCUCUCCCGAAGUCAGGAAUCUUUGGACUCGCCGACUCAAGAGCAACACCAAUUCCGCUACCAAGCUGAUGCUACUUCACCAACAGACACCGAUCCUUUCAUCGAGACUGCACCUCGGUCCGUCCCUCCUCCAUUACGCCAUGAACCCGACACCCACUUUAUGACAACAGGUAGUCCCCAAGGUCGACAAACCACCGCACAGGCCAUGGCUGCUGCUAGAGCUGUCACCUCUCCAGCACAAAGUCAGCGUUCCACCCAUAACAGGUCGGAAGGUCCUUCGUAUAUACCCAGCACCCGGUCAGGCGCAGGCAGCAUACAGAGCGACGAGGAGUAUCAUAUCGGUCCUGAUGGACAAUAUCUUCGAGAUCCACAAGGUCGACCUAUUCCGUAUCGUCAGCCUCUUGGUGGUUACGAAGAGGUGGCUUCCGAUGAUGAAGAUCAUGCUGCCGACGUAGAGCGAGAACAAAUGCUAGCACAACAAUACGCUCAGCGUCAACAGCAAUCACGUUACACACCGCAAGGCCAACCCGCUCAUACUCCCUCUCGCUCACCUCAACACUAUCCACAAAGCGUCUAUGCUCAAACAACCACAACUCCACUGAUGCAAAUACAACAAACUCCAUUCCACAACGACUCCCCGGCUCAGAGCCGCCACACCACCUCAUCAACACUGAGUCCAGCAACUCCACAACAACCUCCUCCAACAGCUCGUCUAGCCUCUCCCAGCCACAACAAUCCAGCAGACUAUGAAGGCGCCGCCUAUGGCGACGACGAUGAGGAAGAGGAGGGCAUGUACCCUCCCCCCCCACCUGACCCCGUCGCUCAAACUAGCAGCACACAAGCACGUACCCACCACGUCCCAACCCGCCUCUCAGACAUUCCCGAAGAACGGACUGACGCCUCCCGCUCUUCCCGCGCCUUCAGCGCCACACCAACAACAACUUCCGAUACCCUCCAGGGCGGUAUUCUAGGCACGAGACGGUAG
Molecule: messenger RNA, 2196 nt
Organism: Lithohypha guttulata
Lineage: Eukaryota; Fungi; Ascomycota; Eurotiomycetes; Chaetothyriales; Trichomeriaceae
Exons: 2
Coding region: 1-2196 (731 amino acids)
Source: RefSeq, a predicted model, not a curated record